Sorex fumeus (smoky shrew) is the source of this 2124-nucleotide messenger RNA. It is a transcript of the gene TLCD3B, whose product is annotated as TLC domain containing 3B. Gene Ontology annotation, biological process: lipid homeostasis; ceramide biosynthetic process. Gene Ontology annotation, cellular component: endoplasmic reticulum; membrane. The record is from RefSeq and is a predicted model, not a curated record. Lineage: Eukaryota; Metazoa; Chordata; Mammalia; Eulipotyphla; Soricidae. Bases 509 to 1336 code for a protein of 275 amino acids. The transcript is spliced from 5 exons. Gene Ontology annotation, molecular function: sphingosine N-acyltransferase activity.
UCGCAGCCGCGGUGGCUCAGAGCUGCGUGGGGCGGCGCUGCCGCAGGUCCGGUUUCUCGGUGUGUCUGGUCGGUGCCAGCCUCCCCCCCUCCCUCCCCGCCCCCUCCCCUCCGAGGGGGCAGGGGCUGGGCGCGGGGCUCCCCAGAAUGCCCGGGAUAGCCCGGGCCGGGCGCGGGGACCGGCGGCGACCGCGUGCUGACUAAGGACCGCGGGCCCGGCCCCCCCGCUGGGCGGGCUCCUCGGUCCCACCCCCGCCCGCACCCCGCCUCCCGGCUCCUUCACGUAAGCCCCCCACCUGCCGCCUCCCCUCCCCCGCCGCAUCCUGCUCCUCCCGCCGCUCCGGCCGCUCCCGUGUCCCUCCCUCCCGCCACCCGCGUCGGGUCCUCCUUCCCCGCCGCUCCCGGCUCGGCGCACUCGGUCUCCCGCGUCCUCGGCCCCGCCGCCGGCCCAGCCCGUCCCCUUUGUGCGGGUCGCGCCUCUGCCCGUCCCCACGUCGCUCCGAGGCACCAUGCUGACCCCCAUGGUGGCCGGGGGGGUGGUGUUCCCCGGACUCUUCCUCCUCUCCAAGAACACGCUCCAGCGGCUGCCCCAGCUGCGCUGGGAGGAGGCCGACGCGGUCAUUGUCUCGGCCAGGCUGGUGUCCUCUGUCCAGGCCGUCAUGGCCUCUACAGCUGGCUACAUCGUCUCCACCUCCUGCAAGCACAUCAUCGAUGACCAACACUGGCUUUCCUCUGCCUACACGCAGUUCGCAGUGCCCUACUUCAUCUACGAUAUCUACGCCAUGUUCCUCUGUCACUGGCACAAACACCAAGUCAAAGGGCAUGGAGGUGAUGAAGGGGGUCCCCGCGCCCCUGGCAGCACCUGGGCCGUGGUGCGUGGCUACCUGCACAAGGAGUUCCUCAUGGUGCUCCACCACGCCGUCAUGGUGUUGGUGUGCUUCCCGCUGUCGGUGGUGUGGCGUCAGGGCAAGGGAGAUUUCUUCCUGGGCUGCCUGCUGAUGGCAGAGGUCAGUACCCCCUUCGUCUGCCUCGGCAAGAUCCUCAUCCAGUACAAGCAGCAGCACACGCUGCUGCACAAGGUGAACGGGGCCUUGAUGCUGCUCAGCUUCCUCUGCUGCCGGGUGCUGCUCUUCCCCUACCUGUACUGGGCCUACGGGCGGCACGCCGGCCUGCCCCUGCUCGCCGUGCCCCUCGCCCUGCCCGCGCACGUCAACCUGGGCGCCGCGCUGCUGCUCGCCCCUCAGCUCUACUGGUUCUUCCUCAUCUGCCGCGGGGCCUGCCGCCUCUUCCGGCCCCGGGGCUCCCCGCCGCCCUCCCCCUGCCCGAACCAGGACUGAGGGUGGGGCCAGAGCACCCCCCUCCCCAGCCCCUGUGUAGCAACCGGGCUCUGGGACUGCUGGGUGGGGGUGGGGAGCCCGGGUCUCUGGCCCUGACCGCCCAGGACUGACCGACAGACGGACGGACCCCGGGGCAGGGCGCAGGAAGCAGGUGAACUGGAAAGGCGGGGAAAGGGGUCUCUUCUCCCUGCAGUGCCUGAGCUGAGGGCAGCGCACCCUUCCUGCAUACCCCCUUCUCCGAUCACCAAUCCUGGGGCCCUGGAGAAGCGCAGGACUGACCAAGGACAUCUUCCGAGGGCUUGGGGGGUUGCUGUGUGGACGGCUCCCAAAGGGCUCCGGAGAGUAGGAGUCAAAGAAGGAGGGGGACACCGCUGCCAUGGCCACCCCAGCCCCCUGCUGCAAACUCUAGCUCCCUGUCAUCUGGGAGGGAGGGGCACCCUAACUCGCCCCCUCCCCCCUGGCCUCGCUUGGGGCUCAUUACGCCCACAACUCCUCUCCAGGGGAGGCCAGCCUGAGGAAGUUAUUUAUUUUAUUUAUUUGCCCUAAAUCAAACUAGUUGGUAGGGGUGGGGGUGCGGGUGUUGGCCCCUGCCUUCCCAGUGUUGAGCACUCCCAGGGCAGGCAGGCGGGGGGUGCCCGGCCCUUUCCCCAUUAGGCUGCACAUCUUGCCCUGGGGCCCUGGCAUGUCCCUGGUGCUACAGACCUCUCAAGGCUUCCUCCAGUCUGGGGUCGGGGGACCCUGGGAGGUGCUUUCCAGACCGCUAAUAAAGCCGAUCUGCGUGAACGCCA